UUCUGCGUUGGUGUGUGUAACUAGAUAUAACUAGAUAGUCUACUGAUAACUCAUUUAAAAAUCUCUAUCCAGAAAUAUUAGUAUUUUGUUGAUUCUCAACCAUUUACAGACUUGAAAGUGUAGUGAGCCUUUUAAAGCAAACAGGUAUUAGGUUUCUAAAAUAUGACAAUUGUCUGACAGAAUAUGAUGUCCACAGUAAUAACAUGCCAAUGAAAUUUGGAACUGAAAUGAGUGAUGUGGGAAAGCUGGAAAGGUCUGCGUUCAACUCUUACUGCUAACCCCUUAGAUAUGCACUGUAGGAUAUGCACUGUGCUUUCACCACAAUUUCCUCAUUUUAAUUUGUUAUAUUCUGUUUAACUUGUGAGGUAUCAUAGUAUUUUUCCACAGGUGUUCCCUGAGGCGUUGGUUGCUAUGGCUCCCUUCCUGCUCACGGUGGUUACGAAUUUAGCCCUCUCAUUUUCCAGAUAGAUUUGCAUCCAAGGCAACAGUUGAUAAUCUACCUGUCAUCUUCAGACAUGAAAGAGAACAUAUUAAAUGGGUUUCUAUUAUGCUGUCUGCAACUAAAAGUUGUUCAAAGUGAAUAUUCUACGGUCCUCUGGACAGUCUUCUGACUAUAUUGUCUGUUGUUUGUAAGUACUGUAACAAGUUAUGACGCAAGGCACAUUUCAGUGAAAACGUAAUAUUAAUCUUAAAUGCUUUGUGAAUUUCACCAGGUUCAUAUACCAUGUUGUAAAGACACAAGACCCCAUUCUAUGGGAACCAAUCCCUAAACAAGUUCCAACUUCUGUGGAAUCUAACUGUUCAGGAGUUGAUUUCACUAAUCAUCUGGGCUAUGAGGUUCUGAUUCAGAGACUAUGUGAUGGCAGGCGGAUGUGCAAAGAUGUGGAGGAACUGCUGAAGAUGAGGGCCAUGGCAGAAGAGAGGUAUGGGAAGGAUCUGGUGACAAUAGCACGUAAAGCUGGGGGGCAGACAGAGAUCAGUUGGCUCUGCAGGAGGCGUCUCAGGACUUGGCGGACGUGCAGUAUGUGUUCCGGAAGGGUUUUGGAGAAGAUCAGGAUGUCAUUGAGCACUCUGAAAGCCUCCUUUGAUCAACUUAAAACACAAAUUGAAAACAUCGGGAAUCUGCAUAUCCAGCUAUCCGGAAUGUUACGGGAAGAGAUCAAGAAGAUGGAAAUAUUCAGAGAGCGACAGAAAGAACAGAGGAAAAAGUUUGAGGGGAUUAUGGAGAAAGUUCAGAAGAUGAAGGUGUCCUUAUACAAGAAGACCAUGGAGUCUAAGAAGUCCUAUGAGCAGAAAUGUAAAGAAGCAGACGAGGCAGAGCAGCUUGCUGACAGGAGCACCACAGCCACAACACCAAAACAGUCUGAGAAGGUACAACACAAGGCCAAGCAAUGCAGACAAGCCGUCACUGAAGCAGAGAAACAAUACAUGUUGAACGUAGAGCAGCUGGAGAGAGUUCGUCAGGACUGGGAGGGAACACACAAGAGCACAUGUGAGGUGUUUCAGCAGCAGGAGGUGGACCGCAUCACUAUCCUGAGGUGUGCCCUCUGGGACCACUGUAAUCACUUCUCUAUGCAAUGUGUCAAAGACGACGAGUUUUACGAGGAGGUGAGGAAUAUUCUGGAGACGUGUGACAUCACAGCAGAUAACAACUGUUUCAUAGAGAUGAAGACAACAGGUUCAAGUCCACCAGACCCCAUUGUGUUUGAGAACUACUAUGAGAGGGAGCCAUCGCCAACGGGCGACAACAACGUCAGCGCUCGCUUCGGAGGGGGAGGGGUCAGGAAAAGGUUCUCCAAUCUUCUGCCACGAAACUCUGGUUCAAAGAUGAGUAUCAGUGAGGGUUCAACUUCCGAGCCAGCGGCGCCACCUGUUGGUCAAACAGUGCCUGAGAGUUCAGAUGGAGUGUAUGCAGCCAUACCUGGCUUCCAGUCUGCAGCUGCAGCGGCCCUGCCUGCAGUGACAACCGAUGAGGAUGAUGAUACCUUCAUGGUGUUCUAUGACUACUCUGCACAGGACCCAGAGGAGCUGUCAGUGUCUAAAGGGGAUGUGGUGUUGGUGAUAGAACAGAGUGAAGACGGCUGGUGGACAGUGGAGAGAAACGGACAGGUUGGGCUGGUACCUGGCUCCUACCUGGCCAAAGUCUAGACAUAGUCACACACACAUUCAUGCAUGGACACACACACGCACGCGCACACACUCAUGCACACAGGUACACGGAUUCACACACACAUACUCAUGCACAAUCACCCAUACAUACUUUAGUCUUCAAAACCUUACUAUGCGGACCCCCUUUCUGCUUCUUACUCAGAUGUUCUGAUCCUUCGUUCAAGACUUCGGAGUAAUAGAUUCUCCAGCAGUAGAGAUGACUCACUGAACUGACUUGAAACAUGAGUCAUGACUGUGUGUUCCCCAUUAACUAUUAGGCUAUGCUGCAACAGAGAUUGUCAGUCUUUUCACCCAACAGGCAUACUACAUACAUAAGGUGCUGUGAAAAAGUAUUCGCCCCCUUUCAAAUUCUCUCUAAUUUUGCUAAUUUUUUAUACUGAAUUUUACAAGAUCUUCAACCAAAACCAAAUAUUAGAUAAAGGGAACCUGAGUGAAGAAAUAACACAACAAUUACAUACUUCUUUCAUAAACAAAGUUAUGCAACACCCAAUGCCCCUGUGUGAAAAAGUAAUUGCCCCCUUACACUCAAUAACUGGUUGUGCCACAUUUAGCUGCAAUGACUCCAACCAAAAGCUUUCUGUAGUUGCUGAUCAGUCUCACGUCGCUGUGGAGGAAUUUUGUCCCACUCUUCCAUGCAGAACUGCU
Molecule: messenger RNA, 2814 nt
Organism: Salmo salar (Atlantic salmon)
Lineage: Eukaryota; Metazoa; Chordata; Actinopteri; Salmoniformes; Salmonidae
Source: RefSeq, a predicted model, not a curated record